UAGCAGCGCAGAAGAAGAAGCCGUAGCCGCUGACAGUCCGCCAUGCUCACCCUGCUGCUGCACCAGUGUGGACGCAACCUGCUGACACCGAGGACCGUCCGGGCCGUGAGCACAAGCUUGUACUCUUCUCAGAUGGGGAAACGCGUGGCCGUGGUGCUGGCGGGCUGCGGGGUUUAUGACGGCAGCGAGAUCCACGAGGCCUCCGCUGUUCUGGUUCACCUGAGCAGAGGAGGUGCAAGUGUGAACAUGUUCGCCCCCAACAUUGACCAGAUGCAUGUGGUGAACCACCUGAAGGGCGAGCCUUCUCAGGAGAGCAGAAACGUGUUGGUGGAGAGUGCAAGGCUGGCCCGUGGAAACAUCCAGGAUCUGUCUAAGCUCAGCGUCAAAGACCAUGACGCUAUUAUUUUCCCAGGCGGUUUUGGGGCAGCGAAGAACCUCUGCACAUGGGCAGUGCAGGGGAAGGACUGCUCUGUUAACGAUGAAGUCAAAGCCACCCUGCAGGCGUUCCACAGCGAGGGCAAACCCAUCGGCCUCUGCUGCAUCUCACCUGUCCUGGCUGCCAAGGUGUUUCCUGGGUGUGAGGUCACCGUCGGCCUCGAAAAGGAUAGCAAGUAUCCAAAUACUACUGACACCGCAGCGGCUAUCAACCAGCUGGGCUGCAAACACGUGAACAAGAGCAUCAGCGAGAGCCACGUGGACGAGAAGAACAAGCUGGUCACCACCUGUGCCUACAUGUGUGACGCUCCGAUCCAUGAAGUAUUUGACGGAAUCGGAUCGAUGGUGCAGGACGUCCUGAAACGUGCCUGAAUCGACUGAAACUCCAAAAGAUGGUGGAAGCGUGAAAAUGAAUGGUGGGCUGUCGUUUUAGAGAGCUUUGUGGUUGAUGUCUGCUCAGCUGGAAGGCGUUGAAGUAGCACCUUAGUUUAAAAAAGCACUUAAACAUACUCCUGAAAUGUUUGCGGUAAGCGCUACAUGGUCUGAUUUUUUUUUAGAUUCAUCUAUUUUUUGACAAAUAUUGCAGUUUUAAUCAAUCUUUAUGGAUUGUAUUGUGAUGCAGUGGUUUUGUCUCAUGAAGUCAGUGUAAAUCAGAUUGUAGAACCUCACAGCAGUUGAUAUUGUCCACAAAAACAUAAUAAAAUGAACAAUUUCACCGUU
Molecule: messenger RNA, 1155 nt
Organism: Stegastes partitus (bicolor damselfish)
Lineage: Eukaryota; Metazoa; Chordata; Actinopteri; Pomacentridae
Product: ES1 protein homolog, mitochondrial
Exons: 4
Coding region: 43-807 (254 amino acids)
Source: RefSeq, a predicted model, not a curated record